Messenger RNA from Bradysia coprophila, 2910 nucleotides. RefSeq lists its product as uncharacterized. The record is from RefSeq and is a predicted model, not a curated record. Lineage: Eukaryota; Metazoa; Arthropoda; Insecta; Diptera; Sciaridae.
GAAGUCAACAGCCUAGCGUUAAAGUUCAAAAUCAAAAAUGUGGAAGAAGUUUUCGCGCAUUUUGGUUUGUUUUAAAUGAAAUAAGUAAUCGGUCCGCUCCUGGGUGUAUGUGUUAAGUGACUUAAGAGACUUCGUUCUUCCAUAGACUGUUUUUGUGGAAAUAAUCAGAGAGACAAUCUAGAGACAAAAGUCGAUUAAACGGGAUUAUGUGUAAUAGUAUCAAAAACAAAUGUUGACAAUGGAUUACCACUUCUUUGGAUUAGCAAAAUUUAUCUGUAUACUACUGACGCUUCUCCCGACAAUAUAUGCGAGCCAUUACGACCGUGACAUAAUUCUAACGCCCAACAAAACGCAACAGCACGUCGGAAAAAUAAUUUAUUUCAAACCAUUCGAUAAAAGCUCAUCAGCAUCGAAGCAACGGUCGUUGAAAGAAAACGUCCAAACCACUCAGGUACCAUGGGAGGAACCACUAAAACACGCCACAUAUUUGGUGCUCAACAAUAAGAUUGAUGGCAACGACAAUUCAAGCGAAUUCGUCAACGAGACUCAACUGCAAACCGCAACUUAUGUACGAGGAUCUCACAAAUCGUACCAGAAAUUCGGUGACAUUGUAUCGCUAGCCCGCGGCCGAUUAGAAGCCGAUGAGGACAAAAAUUUCGUCUUCAUCGAAAUGGAUCGCAAUGAAUGUAAAAAACUGAAUUGUUCGUUGAACGGUGACGACGAUAAGAAUAUUACAGCGUUCUGGUUGGUCGAAAAGUUAAGGCACAGGGACGAAAAGCAGGGCCACCGAUACGAACUGAGAAUAACAAUUUUCCCGAUAAAAAAGUAUCGUGCGGAGAGUAAGCGAGAUGCGACGGAGAAUCAACCGAAGAGGAGAAGUUUUGUGAUUCGAGAGCAAGAUUACCCGAAAUAUUUUGACGAGUCAAUGAAACCGAGCAGUAAAAUUCAGAAACGAUUUUUCGACUUAGUUGGCAGUUUGUCAGAGAGACCGUUCGAGCAAUAUGAAAUACCGUUUUCUGUCGGGAGGUAUCAAAACCGAUACCCGGACGAUCUGAACACCGGCGAAUAUUAUCAUCCCAAGCGAAAUGGUGAACAGUACUAUCAACGGCCGGUUGCUACAACAAGCUCGUAUGGCGGACAUGUACAAUUUCCGGAUGCCAUUACAGCAACGAAUGAUUUUCUGGAAGCGACCCGAACCUAUCCGAUAAGUCCGUUCACGUCCACUCAUUUGCAUCAUCAUUAUUAUUUGAAUCGGAACAAUGUUCCGCUGAUCAAGGCUACCGGAUUUGAAAAGGAGACUGUUUACGAGGAUCCUUCGGGUGAUGAUUAUCGAACGCAGGUACGCGUACGCAAUCCACAAAUCGAGGAAGAUUCAUCCCAAAUUCAUCAACAACCAGACCAAAGUCAAUCCAAUAAGCAACAAGAACCGAACGCAUCGCCUCAGAAUAACCCAAUACCAACAGCGGUUGGCAUUGGUUACAAUUUUUACACAGAACAACCACACAACGUGUACGAGGUGAGCGAUUCGUCUGGUAAUAUUUUUGGCAAUCAUCAACAUUUGCAGACACCAUACUCACUAUCCGAACAAGUACCCGCUCCUCCGCUUCAAUUCGGCCAAUUUUACCAACAAAAUCAUCCCUACAAUCAUCCACUACAAUUGCAAGUCGCUACACCGCCUCAACAAUACUUAGUGAAUGGCCUCGAAAAUGCACCGAUAACCACAGCACCAUUCAGCCUGCGACAACAGCAGUAUCAAUUAGAACAAUUCCGACCAAUAAUCGACUAUCCAUCAAGGUUCAAUCGUCAGCAAUUUCCGAUCCAAAGCAACGACGUGAAUGUCAAUUACAAUCAACAAUUUGAACCGAACCGAUAUUCCGAGCCAGAUCCAAUUUAUCAUGGCGAAAAUAUCCCGCUUGCACCCUACACAAGGCAGGUUGGAUUCGAUCCCGUUAUUGACAUUGGAAACCAUCAGCAACAAGCAACGUCGGCACCAAAACCAACGGAGAAUUCAAAUCAAAAUCAAGAGAAGCCAGAGAAGCAAACAGAACUAAAGAACGAUGAAGAGGAAUAUGAGAUCAAUCCGGUUAACGUAAGAAAGAGGCCGGAACGGCAGCGUGCAAAAACACAAAGUAAAUCAAAGCAACAACAACAGCAACCAGACCGUACUGAAAAUCAAACCAAAUAUCCGGAUUCGAUAAAUGCGCAAUUGCCUCCACCGGAACAAGAUGAUGACCUGACCGUUCCCUAUGUGGAAUCGUCGGUGAUAACACAAACGUCCUUGAUUCAAUCUACGUCAGCUGAAUCGAAUGACUAUUCAAAACAUUCCACUAAUUACGAAAAGCCCAGGCGAGUUCGUCCCCGUGGAUACUAUGGUCCGCGGACUACAACUGAAAAGCCGAUUCUGAAAUGGAUGCCGAAGAAAACGAAACCUAAAGGAUCGAUAACCAUUAUUGAAGAUGCCGACGAGAGUGCCUCAACGGCAUCACCUGUCACAACGGAAGCGAUAGUCACAGUUACACCUGUUAACAAUCACAGUGAAGAGCCGCGUACCAGCGUUAGCACUUCGAUAAGUGUACAAGUUGGAUCGAAUUCGGCGGCUCCGGUGUUGUCGCAUUCGAAACAAACAACUAGGCCGACAAACAGUUCAAGUGAACCCAAAGAAUCGGAAGAAUUUACCGGUUUUUUGCCAACAGUCAUUCCGAAUGUUGAACUGGUUCGGGGAAUCAUAGAGGCGGUCCGAACAAAUCAGAGUAACUUGAAGUUGUUCAGAUCGGGAGAAAUUGAUGACAACGAUGCAGAAGAAGAUCACAUAGCGCAAUCGAUAAUUACGCAUGCAAGAGGUUUGUGAGAAGUUGUUUUGGCAUUUUUGUAAAUUUUGAUUUUUUUAAUAAAAAAUUUAUUUAAUUACGA